AUGCUCUCUGCUACUCUAGGUCUACUGGCGCUCGGUAUACGAUGCGCUCGAGCAGCGUCAAAUGUCAUUGACCUCUCAGGAGACGGAUGGACACUGACAUCUCCUGGGAAUGACUCCAUCCACGUCCCUGCCACCGUCCCUUCUCAGAACUAUAUGCCCCUUCAAGCAGCGGGCAUCGUUCUUGACCCAACGUAUGGCUAUCAAGAGAAUGAACAAGCUUGGGUGAGGUACUCAAAUUGGACUUAUACUUCGCCAGCGAUCACGGGAUUGAACAUGAGCUCUGGUAUCAAAACGCAACUGGUCUUCGAGGGUCUCGACACGUAUACUACCAUCACGUUCUGCGAUCAGUUCAUCGGUACCACCGCCAACCAAUAUCGACAGUUCAUCUUUGACGUGUCGAGCGUGGUGCAAGGGUGCUCGGCAAACGACACACGACUCUCGAUCAACUUUGGACCCGCUCAGAACAUUACCCAUGAAAUAAGCGACAGUUCGAAAUUCCCGUCUGCAGGCGAUGCCAACUUUGCGGAUGGAUGUAAUGAUCUUCCUGGAAACGAAUUUGCCUGCAAAGCAUGGGCGAGGAAAGAGCAGAGCGAUUUCGGAUGGGACUGGAGUCCUCACCUCAUUCCUGCGGGACCUUGGCGCAAUAUCUCAAUCGUCCAGCUCGAUCAAGAUGCAAUGUACAUUAAUAACGCUGCCAUCGACAUCUUCCGCCAAGGCCAGAUGAACAAUCUCCCGCCUGAUCAAUCUCAACCUUGGAUCUUCAAUGCUUCCCUCGAUGUAGUCGGUCCACUAGCUCAAGGUAGCGGUCUACAGCUUGACCUCUCUGAUGCCAGUGGUAAUACAAUCUUCUCCGGAGCUUUGGGCAAUAUCACGUCCAACAACAUGACCAUCACUGGGCACACUGCCAUCGAUGAUUCCAAAGUGGACCUUUGGUGGCCUAACGGAAUGGGAACUCAGACACUCUACACUGCCAAGGUCACCAUCACCUCUCCGUCCGACAGUAACAGCAGCGAUGAUGAUGCAUCAUCUGGAAAUCCUGGCGUCCAUGCUUCCGUCACCAAGCAGGUAGGAUUCAGAACCAUCAUCCUCAAUCUUCAACCGAUCUCAGACCAAGAUAUUGCAUUGGGUAUCCGACCAGGUUCCAAUUGGCAUUUUGAAAUUAACGGUGAGACGUUCUACGCCAAAGGAGCCAAUCUCGUUCCGAUCGACGUGCUUUGGGCCAGAGUCAACAGUUCAACCGUCCAACACUUGUUCGAGAUCGCUCAGGAUGCUCACUUCAAUAUGUUCCGAGUCUGGUCGUCUGGAGCUUAUCUCGACGACUCGAUCUACGAUCUGGCCGAUCAGAUGGGUAUUCUUCUGUGGUCAGAAUUCGAAUUCACCGACGCAGAGUAUCCUGCCUCGCCAGAAUGGGAGGCGGUAUACGAAGCUGAGGCUUAUUACAAUGUCCGUCGUAUCAAUCACCAUCCGAGUUUAGCGCUCUGGGCAGGAGGCAACGAGUUGGAAUCGAUCCAGCUUGCAUACUUCUUCAAUGCCACGAACCCAGGUAGCAUCACGCUAGACUAUCAGGAGACAUUCGAGCGUAAUUUGAUCAAAUGCGUCUAUGCCAACACUAGGUCUAUCAGCUAUAUCCCAUCCUCGACGUACAAUGGGUAUCUGUCCCUCAACUUUUCUUCGGACAGACCUCAAUUGCCCAGAUAUAAGAACUCAAGUGGCCCAGAAUACCUGUAUUCGGACACUGAUUUCUAUGGAGACGGACUCCAAGCAUUCAAUCUUUCUUAUCUCCCAGUUGGAAGAUUUGCCGAUGAGUUUGGCUUCAUCUCCAUGCCGGGCAUCGAAUCAUGGGACAAUACCGGGCCGAACAUCACGUCUUUUGAUGACCCAAUCGUCGUCUACCACAACAGACACAGUGGCGCAGCCUUUGGUCAAACUGCCACACCCGAAGAACAAAGCAUCCUUGGGAUCGCACAGAUGACGAGUGCAGUGGACGCCUUCUAUCCCGCCCCAGAGAUCUCCGAUGCCAGAGCGAACUUCAGCGCCUGGAUAUGGAGCUCGGAGGUCUUCCAAGCCGACUAUUAUGUCACUGAGAUCGCGUUCUACCGAAGAGGAUCAGGAGGACCAGAGAGACAACUGGGAAGUCUCUACUGGCAAUUCAACGACGUCUGGGUGGCUCCGACCUGGUCAAGUGUGGCGUCGAAUCUCAAAGCAAAGGUUAUGCAAUAUGCCGUCAAGGACAUCUACAAACCAGUCAUCGUGCGACCUUAUUAUAACGUGGACGAUGACACGCUAGAAGUUUGGGUCACAUCGGAUCAAUUCACCGCUGUCGAGGGUGUUGUGACGUACGAAUGGUUCACGUGGGCUGGAGAUGCCGUCAACAUCAGCCUGAACCAGGCAGGCUCCAAUAUGUCCGCUGGUACCGCCACGUCUACAUCUUCUAGCACAUCAGUGACUGUGACUCCAUCUACUAGCAGCAUAGGAGGCGGAUCUGUGGCAUCGAGUUCUUCUGCCAGUGGAAUGGUUAGUGCGUCUCUUCAGCGCCGAGCGAACGUGUCCGGCACUUCCGUUGCAGCGGGAUCCACCUCAGUGGUUUCGAGUGCGAGCAUCGCCGUCACCUCUGCCUUGGUUUGCGCCACAGGCAAUUCCUCUGGUAUUACUCCUGGCUCGAUGACUGCGACCAUCUCGGCUUCUGCAUCUGGAUCCCCUAUCUCCAACUCCACAUCCAGUACCAACGGUACAGUCUCCACCGUCAACGUCCGCGUGGAGCCUGUAAACUCAACUAUGGUACUCAAUUGGAGCGAUGUCGUCAAAACUCUCAAAACCCAAGCCAACGUUUCAGAUGCGAUCAUGCGUCUGUCCGUCGAUGCCGGUAACGGCAUGACGCAUACAUCUUGGUAUCACCCAGCUUAUCUCGUCAAUUCUGCGCUUCAGGACCCAGGAUUGACAUUGACUCAAGGCUCUGACGGAUCCUUCACAGUGACCGCCACCAAAGCCAUCGCUGCAUGGGUCACGUUGGAUUACUCGGCCCAUCAAGUGCAAGGUUUUUGGUCCGAAAAUGCGUUUUGGUUGCAGAAGGGAGAAAGCAAGACUAUCCAGCUCAAUGUCUGGAACGACUGGACGGGAGAUGGAAGUUGGAAAAAUGGAAUCACUGUGAGAAGCAUGUGGGACAAUGUGGUCAAUCAGGAAUAUGCGGCGACCUUGUCGUCGUAG
Messenger RNA from Kockovaella imperatae, 3204 nucleotides. Its product is annotated as glycoside hydrolase superfamily. The record is from RefSeq and is a predicted model, not a curated record. NCBI's taxonomy places the organism in Eukaryota, Fungi, Basidiomycota, Tremellomycetes, Tremellales, Cuniculitremaceae. The coding region runs from base 1 to 3204 and encodes 1067 amino acids. Gene Ontology annotation, molecular function: beta-mannosidase activity. The transcript is spliced from 6 exons. Gene Ontology annotation, biological process: glycoprotein catabolic process.